Messenger RNA from Linderina pennispora, 1257 nucleotides. RefSeq lists its product as uncharacterized. Lineage: Eukaryota; Fungi; Kickxellomycota; Kickxellomycetes; Kickxellales; Kickxellaceae. The record is from RefSeq and is a predicted model, not a curated record. The transcript is spliced from 2 exons. The coding region runs from base 136 to 861 and encodes 241 amino acids.
UCCAGGCAGCAGAGCCGGGGGCAUUGGAGGUAGCUAUGAAGCUCGAAUUUGCGAGUGGCCAGGAUCUGAUCAGCAGCAUGGCAUGGGCAGAGGACACAGCCGAGGAUUCCUGCGUGCUGGUGACCUGCUCUGCGGAUGGAACCGCAGUGCUGUGGCGGGUCUCGAGGGACUUGUCGAGUACCACGCGUCUGUGUGUGUUGGGGAGCGCUGAUAUGCGGCAGUUCACAGUGUGCCAGGCAGCGCCCGAUACGAUUGUGCUAUGCAAAGCUCGGCACGGCUUUCGUGGUGGAUGUGCACAAUCCCACGGCGCCUGCUGUAGUGCGUCUGGGUGUGAGCGAUUCAGUCACGAGCUGUGCGGUGGACAAGCAGCGUGGCCGCAUAUACAUUGGGUCGCUUGAUUUCAGCAUCUUUGUUCUUGAGAAGACUGGCGCUGGGUGGGUGCGGAGCUUGUCCGAGGAGACCCAGCUGAGAGGCGGCCUCCGGAGGACUGUGGAGGACUCGUUCACAACGCCGUUUGUCAUGGCACGUUUGCAACUGCGUGGAUUGCACAUGUCGCCUUGCGGCCGCAGGCUGAUGUUUGUGGCAGAUGACCAGACGAACUGGAGCAUUGGGUCGGAUGGACAGGGGGUGACGAGAAUCCACUUGCACCAGUUUGACGACUGGACGGACGCAGCGGCGGAGCUGGCGCUCAAGGAGGCGGUCGGGCAGGACGACGUGUGGGCGGUGGUGUGGGACCUGUUCAGCGGGCUGUCGGAGGCGCGCGUGAUGGGCCUUGUGCAAGCAUUGCUGGAUGUGUCUGGCUCGCAUGGGCAGCAGCUGUAUAUGCUCAAUAUGAUCGGGGCAAAGUGCAAGGCAGGUUAAAACAGCAGCCAAAAAGGCACGAAAGAAAAAACGUGACAGCCCACUGCACUUACUCGGCGUUUGCACUAUUUUGUAGGGCGAGCAGGCGACCCAGCUGCUGAGGGGCGCACGAGGCGACGCGCUGGACACUCAUGUGCAGGCGCUGUUCUCGUACAUCCAGGACACGCUAGAGGCGGGAUUUGUGCUGGAAGACGGGGAUAAUGAGUACCUGAAACACGUCAGCUGGGCAGUUCACGAACCAGUGUUUUCAGACAUUGUUGGCGACUUGCCUGACGUGCUGUGCAGGACAGAAAAUGAUGCCGAGGCGCAACAGUGCCCAAUCUGCCACAGCGGUAAUGUAUCAGUGACAUGGGUGUGGGAUUGGCGCGGAUGCCGGGCGUGAUGACACUAAGCAUA